Molecule: messenger RNA, 1395 nt
Organism: Centropristis striata (black sea bass)
Lineage: Eukaryota; Metazoa; Chordata; Actinopteri; Perciformes; Serranidae
Gene: ghrhr2
Product: growth hormone releasing hormone receptor 2
Exons: 13
Coding region: 1-1260 (419 amino acids)
Biological process (GO): cell surface receptor signaling pathway; adenylate cyclase-modulating G protein-coupled receptor signaling pathway
Cellular component (GO): plasma membrane
Molecular function (GO): G protein-coupled peptide receptor activity; peptide hormone binding
Source: RefSeq, a predicted model, not a curated record
AUGAACUUGAGUCUGACUGCAGCUGUUUACAUCCUGAUCUUCUCUCAGAACACGGCGAGGUCGAGUCAUCCUGAGUGUUCGAUUGUUUUUCAACUGCAGAAGAAAGAGAACGAGUGUAAAGUGAAGAUGAAGACUGAAUCUGAAGCUUCGCUGCAGAACACAAAUGAAACUGCAGGCUGUGAGACGCAGUGGGACGGGGUGAGCUGCUGGCCGGCGUCCUCUGAGGGACAGACCGUCUCCGUCCUCUGUCCUCUGCUGCUGAAGCCUCAAACUCCUCCAGUUGUGAUCACAAGAAGCUGUACGCUGGGCGGGUGGAGCGAGCUGAGCGAGCCGUAUCAUGAAGCCUGUUUCUCUGAAGCUCCAGAGGAGGACGAGGCCGUGAGCAGAGAGAAAAACUUCUUUGCUACGGUGAAGCUGAUGUACAGCGUGGGCUACGCAGCGUCUCUGGCUGCUCUGCUCCUCGCUGCGCUCAUCUUCUGCUGCUUCAGGAAGCUGCUCUGCACCAGAAACUACAUCCACCUCAACCUGUUCCUGACCUUCAUGCUGCGGAGCGUCGCCGUGUUCGUCAAAGACGCCGUGCUGUUCGCAGAUAAAAGCACCGACCACUGCACCGUGUCCACACUCGUCUGUAAAGCUGCUGUGACCUUCUUCCACUUCUGUGUGCUGUGUAACUUCUGCUGGCUGCUGGUUGAAGCUCUGCACCUGCAGACGCUGCUGCUCUGCAGCUUCACUCACAGCAGAAACAUCUUCUGGGUGUAUGUCGCUGUGGGCUGGGGAGCUCCAGCAGUGACGGUGGUGGUCUGGGCUCUGCUGAAGGCUCGGCUCAACGAUCAGGGGUGUUGGGACGACCUGGACAGCAGCUUGUGGUGGAUCAUAAAGGUUCCCAUCCUGCUCUCCAUCUUCAUAAACUUCCUGAUCUUCCUGAACAUCAGCAGAAUCAUCGUCCAGAAGACAAAAGACACCAGAGUGAACCAGAGAGAGACACACCUGUACAGGACGCUCCUGCGCUCCACUCUGCUCCUCGUCCCUCUCUUUGGGAUCCACUUCAUGGUUUUUGCUCUGAUCCCAGAACACGUCGGUGUCGGAGCUCGACUCUGCUUCGAGUUGGUCUUAGGAUCCUUCCAGGGUUUUAUUGUCGCUCUGCUCUACUGCUUUCUGAACGGAGAGGUGCAGAGAGAGAUCCGCAGGACUCUGAGACGAUUUUGGCCAAAGACAAAAACUAACGACGUCAAUCUGCCAACACAAGAAAUCCUCCCAUGACGUCUAAACACAGAGAAUAUUAUAUGUAGUUUGGUGAUUUUUAGUUUGUGAUGAUGACUUAAAACAGCUGCACAAGUGAACUUUUAAAACUAGUUACUCAGAAAUGUUAUUUCUUUAUCAUGAUAGCUGAAUAAA